AGAGCCGGUGCGAGAGAUCAUGUUCCUAGGUUUCCCUCAGACUUAUAAGAUGUUUUUUUAUUUUAUUGUGUGAAGUGGGCUGUGAGUGUAUCAACACGUAUGUUUUUACCGCUCGUGGGAAGAGGAAACCGCACAUAUGGCACAGAGGGCUAAGCUGUCAGCAGGGAGGAGGUUGAAAGACACAAGCACACUUUGAGUCAGACCUGACGUGAGAAGCAUGUGAACAGGAUUACAAACAAACGCAUAAAGUAAGAGUUGUCCCCACAAGUAGGCCAACUGCAGUCCUCAAUAGGCCAUCUACAGAAAAAGCAAGCCCCCUCCCAGACCAUGCCACGCCCAGCUCCCACAGAGGCCCCACCCCUACUCUUCAGCCACGCCCAGAAAGCCCACAGCACAUAAACCCCAAGUGAGCCCUAAGCCUGUGCACCUGCUGCAACGGGGUCACAUCCCCCCAACAUCGUCUCGCCCAAUCCCAAACCCUCCUCCAAAACCAGGAGCAAGUGUGGGGCAAGUCAUCGAGAACAUCCAGAACUCCUGGUUUCCAUUUGUGGGUGUUUGGCUAAGCCUCAAGUGGCAUGUCAACAUGGAGUCUCAAUCUACUUCACAAUCUGAAAUGAGCGGUCAGCCUCAGGUCACAGGGUCAACUGCACAGGAUUCUGGGGAGUUAUGCUCUAUGGGUGGGUUUGAACUGAAACCCUCUGAUAUCACAGAACUUUUGGCUUUGUCCAGCUUAAACUCCUUACAAGAAGACUGCGUGAAUGACAUCAAAAUGACAGACGAACUUCAAAAAGAGCAUACGAAACAUAGCAGCAGUGUUUUGGAGAAUAUUCAUAGUGAUUUACAUGGUGACCACAAUGAUGAGAGCAGUAACCACAGAGACACGGAGUCCAAGGGGCCCCUACUCAAGGGCCCAUGUGAGUCUCAGGAUCAUGAAGGGAUGGAAAAGAACAGAAAGAUCCCGAAUCGUGACAGUGGGAUUGAUAGCCCCUCUUGCGGAGCAGAGGGGGAGGUUUUCCCAAAUGAGGACCCUAUUGAGGAGGAGGACCGGAAUGAUAGCAUUGCCACGGAAACGGAGAGUAUGUCAUGUGUCACCACUAGCAACAAAUGGGACUCAACGCAGGAUGAAGACAGUGAUUUGGAUGAAGGGAGCGGUGAAGAUCCGGAGAUCCUGGAACACAAAGGUUUGCAGUGUGACUCUCAGAAGUUGUUGAAUAUUGCUAAAGAGUUGCUUCAAACAGAAGAAGCUUAUGUCAAAAGACUCAAUUUGCUUGACCAGGUGUUCUGUGCUCGUCUGACGGAAUCAGGCAUCCCUGCUGAUGUCAUCACUGGAAUCUUCUCCAACAUCUCCUGCAUUCACCGCUUUCACCAUCAGUUCCUGCUGCCUGAUCUGCACACACGCAUAACACAGGAGUGGAGCAGCAAUCCUCGCAUUGGGGACAUCCUGCAGAAAUUAGCCCCGUUUCUGAAGAUGUACGGCGAGUACGUGAAGAACUUUGAUCGGGCUAUGGAGCUGGUGAGCACAUGGACGCAGCGAUCUGCUCACUUCAAAAGUGUCGUACAAAACAUUCAGAAGCAGGAUGUGUGUGGUAACUUGACUUUGCAGCAUCAUAUGUUGGAGCCAGUGCAGCGUAUUCCCCGUUACGAGCUCCUUCUGAAAGAUUACUUGAAGAAACUGCCAGACAGUGCUCCGGACCGAAAAGACGCUCAAAAUGCUCUUGAGUUGAUCUCAACCGCUGCAAACCACUCCAACGCUGCCAUCAGGAAAAUGGAGAAGAUGCACAAGCUGUUGGAGGUGUAUGAGAGGUUAGGUGGCGAGGAGGACAUUGUUAAUCCAGCUAAUGAACUCAUUAAGGAAGGACACAUCAAGAAGAUGUCUGCUAAGAACGGCACUGCUCAGGACAGAUACCUCUAUGUGUUCAAUAAUAUGGUGCUGUAUUGUGUGCCCAAGCUGAGGCUGAUGGGACAGAAGUUUAGCGUCAGAGAGCGAAUUGACAUCGCAGGGAUGGAGGUUCAGGAGAAUGUCAAGCAGAACAUCUCUCACACUUUCACUAUCAUCGGUAAGCAGCGGUCUCUGGAGCUGCAGGCCAGAACGGCUGAGGAGAAAGACAACUGGAUUAAAGUGAUUUUGGCCACGAUUGAGAAGCACAAGCAGAACAGUGAGACGUUUAAAGCGUUCAACAGUUCCUUCAGCCGUGAUGAAGAGCACACACCUGACCCACCAAGUCCAGCGAUUAACACAAACACAUGUGAGACAGACGGAGCCCAGCACGAGCGGAAGAGUUCAAAGAAGAGAGAGAAGGAGAGAGAAACAUGUAAAGGCUGCAACGAGACCUUCCAUUUCACCAAACGCAAACACCACUGCAAGAGCUGCUGUGCGGCCAUCUGUGGGAAGUGUUCUAAGUUGUUGGAGAGCAAGAACUCUCGCAUGUGUAAACAGUGUUUUGAAGCCCUGCAGGCAGCUGAAGGGACAUCAGGGGGCAGCAGUGAGUCCAAGAAAAAAAUUGAGAAGCAGCAGUCAGUCGCACAGUCAUCUCCACGUGCAGGAAAAGGUGAAGAGUUGGAGCAAGAGCUCGGUGGCCAUCACUAAAGCAGAACCUCUGGUGCUUUACCUGGAAACUAGCACACAGGACACUCGAGCUGUAUGUUUACCUGGCUGUGACAUCACUCCAGUGGCAGAGAAAGAGGUCAAACAUGAGUUUAGUUCCUGUCACUAUAAAGGGAGGAGCCACCAAGAUAUCAGUCAGCCCAAGUGAGAGCUGCAGGAGCCAAUGAGAUGCUUUCUCUUGCCUCAGGCCCCUCCCCUUUCAUAAAGAACUCCUGUUACUUGAAAUCACUUUAUUCUUAGCACUUUUGGUCUUACUUUUUUUUGUUUGCCUUCCGUCUCAUUAUCUAUGCUCAUUAUUACACAAGCGCACACACACACACACACACACACACACACACACACACAGACAGACAGACGGUUUACACCGUUAUUUUGGUGUUUUAUCAUUGCACUGUUGCACAUGAGAGCUGGCAACUGUUUGUAUUAUAUUGUUUAUGGAAUAUUUCAGUAUAUGAUUUUUAUUUGUUUCCCUCCAGAUCUGUUAGUAGUUUAAGUUAAAGCGUUAACGUGCUGUUUGCUUGUGUACUGUCAGUACUGUCACACAUGAAAUCAGACAAUAAGCACAUACACCAGUCAUGCAAUGAAAUACACAGCUCUGAAUGUUAAGCCAAUGAUUGAUGAUGAGUAAAUGUCAUAAAACAUGUCAAGAACAUGUCUGGAUCAUAUUUCACCCAAAAAAGAAAUAAAGAAAACGAAACCUGUAUUAAGAUGUUUUGCAUUGUGACAUUAUUUUCAUAACAGUUUUGCACAUUUGACCUCCCAGUUCUCAUUACCGUAAUGUGAAGAAAGGCAAUAUUAUGUAUUUGUACAUAUUGUGGUAGUAUUUGUUGUAGUUUUCUUAAUUUAUGCUGAUUUGAUAGUUGUAAUUACAGUUAUUUCAAUAAUUGUGCUGUAUUAGAAUUACUGUAAAACUGGCUGUAUACUGGAUGUAAGACAAACUAAUAAAAAUCCCCUUUAAGAUUAAUGAUAAUUACAAAAAAAAAACUCAUGAGUAACCCAUCCUGAUGCAUUAAGGACAUCUUAAUUGUCCAAAUAAUCUUUGUUUACUUUGUGCAAAAUAUAAUUGAAUUUGUUUUUUGGGGGAAAUGUGAUCUGGACAUGUUCUCACCAUGAAGCUGUCAAAA
Messenger RNA from Xyrauchen texanus (razorback sucker), 3729 nucleotides. RefSeq names its product FYVE, RhoGEF and PH domain-containing protein 3-like. Gene Ontology annotation, molecular function: metal ion binding; guanyl-nucleotide exchange factor activity. Gene Ontology annotation, biological process: filopodium assembly; cytoskeleton organization. Bases 584 to 2587 code for a protein of 667 amino acids. NCBI's taxonomy places the organism in Eukaryota, Metazoa, Chordata, Actinopteri, Cypriniformes, Catostomidae. Gene Ontology annotation, cellular component: cytoplasm. The transcript is spliced from 20 exons. The record is from RefSeq and is a predicted model, not a curated record.